Serinus canaria (Common canary) is the source of this 925-nucleotide messenger RNA. RefSeq names its product receptor accessory protein 6 (gene REEP6). The transcript has 5 exons. The record is from RefSeq and is a predicted model, not a curated record. The coding region runs from base 8 to 574 and encodes 188 amino acids. NCBI's taxonomy places the organism in Eukaryota, Metazoa, Chordata, Aves, Passeriformes, Fringillidae.
CACCGCCAUGGCCGCCAUGCAGCAGCGCCUGGAGCGCUUCCUCCACAGCCCCGGCCCGAUCGGCGACCUGCUGGGUCAGCUGGAAGCCCGUACCGGCGUCCAACGGCUCUACCUGGCCUCAGGCUCCGUGACUUUCCUGGGGCUGUACCUCAUGUUCGGCUACGGCGCUUCCCUGCUCUGCAACAUCAUCGGCUUCGUCUACCCCGCCUACGUCUCCAUCAAAGCCAUCGAGAGCAACAGCAAGGAGGAUGACACCAUGUGGCUCACUUACUGGGUGGUCUACGGCGUCUUCAGCAUCGCCGAGUUCUUCUCCGACCUUUUCCUCUACUGGUUCCCCUUCUACUACGCCGGGAAGUGCCUGUUCCUGGUGUGGUGCAUGGCCCCGGUGCCCUGGAACGGCUCCCAGCUCAUCUACCACAGCGUCAUCCGACCCUUCUUCCUCAAGCACCACCAGGCUGUGGACAGCAUGAUGGGUGACAUCGGCACCAAGGCCCUGGACGCGGCCUCCAGUGUCACCCGAGAAGGCGUCAAAGCAUCCCUGAACCUGGCAGAGUUCAUGGAGAAGGUGAAGUAAGAGGGCACCGGGACCACUGGUACCGGCACCACAGCCCCGGUACUGGGACCAGUACCGGCACCACGCCUCCAGUACUGGUACCGGCAACCUCCGUUCUGGCACCGAAGUCCCCCAUACCGGCACUACAAACGCCGGUACCGGCACCAUGCUCCCGGUACUGGUACCGGCAUCCUCCGUUCUGGCACCGAAAUCCCUCAUACAGACGCCGGUACCGGCACCGUGCUCCCAGUACCGGCACCGUGGCCCUGCUAACGGUACCGGCCAGCCCGGGCCGUACCCGCCCGGGAUCCCGAGUUUCUGCAGUCCGACUCUGUUGUACCCCAGCCCCCCAAUAAACCCCGGUGCCCCCGA